Lynx canadensis (Canada lynx) is the source of this 1383-nucleotide messenger RNA. RefSeq names its product stathmin 2 (gene STMN2). Gene Ontology annotation, cellular component: neuron projection; growth cone; cytoplasm. Gene Ontology annotation, molecular function: tubulin binding. NCBI's taxonomy places the organism in Eukaryota, Metazoa, Chordata, Mammalia, Carnivora, Felidae. The transcript has 5 exons. Gene Ontology annotation, biological process: microtubule depolymerization; regulation of microtubule polymerization or depolymerization; neuron projection development. The record is from RefSeq and is a predicted model, not a curated record. The coding region runs from base 236 to 775 and encodes 179 amino acids.
CAAUAUUUAAUGCUUGGAGAUUCUGACUCUGCGGGAGUCAUGUCAGGGGACCUUGGGAGCCAAUCUGCUUGAGCUUCUGAGUGAUAAUUAUUCAUGGGCUCCUGCCUCUUGCUCUUUCUCUCGCACGGUCCCACUCUGCAGACUCAGUGCCUUAUUCAGUCUUCUCUCUCCUCUCUCCGCUGCUGUAGCUGGACCCUUCGCCUUCUCCACCGCUCAGCAUCUGCACAUCCCUACAAUGGCUAAAACAGCAAUGGCCUACAAGGAAAAAAUGAAGGAACUGUCCAUGCUGUCACUGAUCUGCUCUUGCUUUUACCCGGAACCUCGCAACAUCAACAUCUACACCUACGAUGAUAUGGAAGUGAAGCAAAUCAACAAACGUGCCUCUGGCCAGGCUUUUGAGCUGAUCCUAAAACCACCAUCUCCUAUCUCAGAAGCCCCACGAACUUUAGCUUCUCCAAAGAAGAAAGACCUGUCUCUGGAGGAGAUCCAGAAAAAACUGGAAGCUGCAGAGGAAAGAAGAAAGUCUCAGGAGGCCCAGGUGCUGAAACAAUUGGCAGAGAAGAGGGAACAUGAGCGAGAAGUCCUUCAGAAGGCUUUGGAGGAGAACAACAACUUCAGCAAAAUGGCGGAGGAAAAGCUGAUCCUGAAAAUGGAACAAAUUAAAGAAAACCGUGAGGCUAAUCUAGCUGCUAUUAUUGAACGUCUGCAGGAAAAGGAGAGGCAUGCCGCGGAGGUGCGCAGGAACAAGGAACUCCAGGUUGAACUGUCUGGCUGAAACGAUGGAGGGUAUGGCACGCCCCACCAUUAGUAAAUCCCCCUGCCUAUAUUAUAAUGGAUCAUGCGAUAUCAGUAUGGGAAAUGUAUGACAUGGUUUAAAAAGAACUCAUUAUAAAAAACAAAAACAAAAAAAACAGAAUCAAAAAUUAAAAAAAAAAAUCAAUGCGGUCUCUUUGCAGAAUGUUUUGCUUGAUGUUUAAAAAAUACCUUGGAUCUUAUUUUGUAAAUACUUACAUUUUUGUUAAAAAAUACAAGUAUUGCAUUAUGCAAGUUAUUUCAUAAUCUUACAUGUCCUGUAACAGGCUUUUGAUGUUGUGUCUUUCCACUCAAAUGAAUUUGCUAGGUCUGUUCUUUUUGAAGCCCUCAUGUCGAACUCCAUUCCCUGCCCUUUUCAUCCCAACAGAAAAAUGAGGUCAGUAGACAGUCUAUGGUGCUAGAAACCCACCAUUGCCUAAUGACCUAGAUGGCUUUGUAAUCUCUGAACUUGACUAAGACCACACCUAGGUUACAGGUUUUAUGACUCCACACAAACCUCCACAUUUGUUCACUCAUAAUCUACUAACUGCCUAGAAACUACAAAACCAGGCUAAGAAAAAAAAAAAAAAA